Molecule: messenger RNA, 2074 nt
Organism: Nanorana parkeri
Lineage: Eukaryota; Metazoa; Chordata; Amphibia; Anura; Dicroglossidae
Gene: GPR37
Product: G protein-coupled receptor 37
Exons: 2
Coding region: 38-1549 (503 amino acids)
Biological process (GO): adenylate cyclase-inhibiting G protein-coupled receptor signaling pathway; positive regulation of MAPK cascade
Cellular component (GO): plasma membrane; signaling receptor complex
Molecular function (GO): G protein-coupled peptide receptor activity; prosaposin receptor activity
Source: RefSeq, a predicted model, not a curated record
UGUUUCGACUGAACAGAAGGUGGACUGGCAAAGUGACAUGCAAGAAGCUGACACAACUCCAUUACCAAAUAUGCAAUCUGACACUGCUUUCUGGGAGCAAAGAAAGGUGAGCAACACAUCCAUGGAAACCAGGUAUAAUGAGCAACAACAUAAGAAGGAUCAGGCUAUGCUCCACAUUCACGCUAGGAAUAAAAGGGAUACUUAUGAGGGGCAAUGGAAGAAAGGCAAUGAUAACUCCAACAAAACCAACAAUGAAAAAAAAUUAUUGGCGGACUUGAAUGAAACUUUACAAAGUCCUGUUGCAGGAAAAGAGACAGAACCCCAAGCCUUGUCCUUAAACGGAUCUAUUCCCUUUGCUACAAAUGAUCUUAAAGUGUUUUCUGAUAAUAUGGAAGUUAAUCAAGCUCUGGUACCAAAAAAUGCAACCAACAAUAAAAAGUUACACAUAAAGAACCCAUUUUAUCCACUGACAGAAGAUUCAUAUGGUGCCUAUGCAGUUAUGUGUUUAUCGAUUAUCAUUUUUGUAAUUGGCAUUAUGGGCAAUAUGGCUGUGAUGUGUAUAGUCUGCCACAAUUACUAUAUGAGAAGCAUCUCCAAUUCACUUUUGGCCAAUCUAGCCUUCUGGGACUUUUUGAUUAUCUUUUUCUGCCUUCCACUCGUGAUAUUUCAUGAACUUACGAAAAAAUGGCUGCUGGAAGACCUCUCUUGCAAGAUCAUACCGUACAUAGAGGUAGCCUCCCUUGGAGUUACCACAUUCACACUGUGUGCCCUCUGCAUUGACCGCUUCCGUGCUGCCACAAAUGUCCAAAUGUAUUACGAAAUGAUUGAGAACUGCACAUCAACAACUGCCAAGCUGGCUGUUAUAUGGGUGGGCGCACUCCUCCUAGCACUGCCUGAGGUUGUACUGCGUCAGCUGACCAAGGAUGAGUCUGCAAUAAGUGCCAACACUCUCAGUGAGCGCUGUGUUGUUAAAAUUUCUACCGAUCUUCCCGAUACCAUUUAUGUUUUAGCUCUUACCUAUGAUGGUGCAAGACUUUGGUGGUACUUCGGCUGUUAUUUUUGUUUGCCUACCCUCUUCACAAUUACGUGCUCCUUGGUAACAGCAAGGAAAAUCAAAAGAGCAGAGAAAGCUUGCACAAGAGGAAAUAAACGUCAAAUUCAACUUGAAAGUCAAAUGAACUGUACUGUAGUAGCGUUAACAAUUUUAUAUGGUUUUUGCAUAAUCCCUGAAAAUAUAUGUAACAUUGUAACAGCUUAUAUGUCUACUGGGGUCUCCAGGCAGACUUUGGAUCUCCUUCAUCUGAUCAGUCAAUUUCUUUUGUUCUUUAAAUCAUGUGUUACCCCGAUCCUUCUGUUUUGCCUUUGCAAGCCUUUUAGUAGGGCUUUCAUGGAAUGCUGUUGUUGCUGUUGUGAUGAAUGCAUUCAAAAGUCCUCAACUGCAACAAGUGAUGAUAAUGACAAUGAAUAUACUACAGAGCUGGAACUUUCCCCAUUCAGCACUAUACGUCGUGAAAUGUCCACAUUUGCAUCUGUGGGAACUCACUGUUAAACCUAAAUGUUGAUAUUGACCGUAUUUGUAAAUAUUCCGUGAUACACCUUUUCAAUGAUUUUUUUUUGUUAGUUCACAAUUUUUUAAAAGAAGCAUUUGACUUGUAAGGUCUGUUUUGGUAUCUAUAUUUAUUAUGUUUUAGGUCUCCUAACAGGGUACAUUUCUGAAAAAAACUAAUAACUUGUUUUUGCACCUUAAAGAGCAAGUUCACCUUUAUUACAAUUUAUACAUCUAUUUCCUUGUCUUCUUCAUUUUCUAUUUACUGAUCGUUCUUUCCCCAUUUUUUAUAAUACAUGUGGAGCCCCUAUUUUGACAGAAAAAAAGGCGUCUGGGACCAUGAUAUCCUAAUGGUAACUGCCAGUCAUGCAUAGUCUACCACAGUGUAGGUCAAGUAAAGCUCAGAAGGGAAGCAGCGUAUACAGGGAAGUUUUUGUUUUUAAAGGUUAAACCCAUUUAUAUGAUAAUGAAUAAAAGACAAUUGUAUGUAGCAUCUAAGGGUGAGAUACAGUAUGUUGCUAAUUACAG